This is a messenger RNA of Periconia digitata, 1288 nucleotides long. NCBI's taxonomy places the organism in Eukaryota, Fungi, Ascomycota, Dothideomycetes, Pleosporales, Periconiaceae. The record is from the annotation of a GenBank genome assembly.
GUAUACGCACUCAGCAAGUUUACAUCCUACCAUGAGCUUCCUAACCUUCCCUUUUUUGAUUUCCUCUUCCUCUCCUUCUGGAGGUCGAGGACUUAGACUGACACCGCCCUUGUAAUACUCCCCAGGUAUCAGGAUUGUUCUACGGGCCGAGAGGAGGUGAUCUGCAUAGAGUCCAUUUGUCUUUCGCAAAGCAUCUGCUGGAACGCUGUAUCGCAACGAGAGCGACAAAAUGGAAUCAUUAUUGGUGUCAACAAAGUGCAAGACGUCAGGGGCAGAAACGCAGGAUUUUUCCUUCUCGGAUAAUGGUUGCAUUGGUGCAUGCUGGGAGUAGGGUGGAAGGCCAUCCUCUGCUUGCCCCUCAGCAGUCGGCGAGUAUCCGGGGGGAUCACGAAGGCCUUGCGGAAGCGGCGAGGGAACGAACGAAAUUUGACAGAAUGGGCAAUAAGCAGAGAAUCUUGGGUUGUCUGUUAUGCAUCGAGCGCAGAUAGCACGACCGCAACACUCGAGGCGCUGCUCGUAUUGGCACGGCUUCUCCGUCUUCUCAUCGUACGUAGGAGGGAUCGAGGAAAUAAUGGUUUGAAGCGGUUUGUAAGAGGAAAAGAAUGUUGAACGCGGAGGCAAAAUGUACAAUGUACAAUCGGAGGGAUUUGAAGAUAGUACGUCAUGACUAAGGGCCAGUGGUGACCUUGAGCACUUGAGCGCUUGAGCUCGCAAGAACACGAGAUUUCCAAUUCCAAGAGAUUUCCAGAUCCAAAGCAAACCUAGGUAGAGAUAUAUCGCACUUUCACCAACUGAAAACUGAGGUAGAAAUAUGUAGUCAAUCAUAAUGUAGGCCUGGAGGUUGUUCAACGCGCUCAGGGCUCAUUAGCAGGAAAGGACGCACGGUCCUCGCUCGGUCCGUCUGUCUAGCCGAGCGGCCCACAAACCUUUGAUUGAACCAUCGCCGCGAACUUUUUUCCAGCCACGCCCAGCAAUCUCCAAACCACGACACCUCGAUCCCCCUAAGAGAUACCUCAGUCGCCCACUUGCCAUUGAGAAUCUUCUGCCGCCAAAAUGGUCAAGACCUCCGUCCUCAACGAUGCGCUCAACGCCAUCAACAACGCCGAGAAGUCCGGCAAGCGCCAGGUCCUCAUCCGCCCUUCCUCCAAGGUCAUCAUCAAGUUCUUGACCGUCAUGCAAAAGCACGGUAUGUACUUGUGGUUCUCUCCUUCGCGUUUCUCAGACUUUUUUUCCUUUCCUAUCCUUUUCUGUCUUCUCAAUAUUCUGUUCCCCUUGUUUCCGGGUUGAU